Nelumbo nucifera (sacred lotus) is the source of this 1536-nucleotide messenger RNA. RefSeq lists its product as uncharacterized. The record is from RefSeq and is a predicted model, not a curated record. Lineage: Eukaryota; Viridiplantae; Streptophyta; Magnoliopsida; Proteales; Nelumbonaceae.
UUAGGUUCUCUCCCUCCCUGACCAGUGACUCCCUCUGCAUUUUAUUAUUCUGUUCAUUAAGAAAUUAAAAAAGAAAAUUUCACUUCUUCUCUUAAACUUGGUCUCUUUUCGAGGGAGGAGGAGUGGCCAAAGGACGCAAGUUAAAGAGAUAGAUCCACAUCUAGUAGCCUAGAGAUAGAAAUCCAUGAAAAUGGGGGACGACAGAGAAGCUUUGUUGAACAGAACUCCCAGAACGAGAGCGAGGUCCCUUACGCGUUGCUUUUCUAACCCAAGAGAUGAACUGCAGAGCUUUAGAUCGUGGCUUAGAUAUAUGUGCGUCGAUCAGUCUAAUACCUGUACCACCUUUCUCUCUUGGACUUUCUUCCUAUUCAUGAACAUCGUCGUACCGCUUAUCACAUACUUCUUCCUCGCCUGUCGGAGUUGCGAUCACAAACAUCGACGCCGUUUCGACGGGGUUGUUCAACUCUCUCUAUCUUCCGUUGCCACUGUCUCCUUCCUCUGUCUCUCUGCCUUUAUUCGCAAGUACGGUCUUCGCAGGUUUCUCUUCCUCGAUAAGCUUUGCGAUGAGAGCGAGAAGGUUCGACACGGUUAUAUACAGCAGCUCAAUAAAUCAUUGAAGAUGCUAGCCGUGUUCGUGGUACCAAGCUUCGCGGCGGAAAGCAGCUACAAGAUAUGGUGGUACAGCUCCGGGAAGGCCGGUAUCCCAUUCCUGAUAAACAUUUACGUGAGCGACACCUUGGCAUGCGCGCUUGAGCUGUGCUCGUGGCUCUACCGGACCUCCAUCUUCUUCCUGGUCUGUGUUCUCUUCCGCCUCAUCUGCUACCUCCAGAUUCUGAGGAUCCAAGACUUCGCCCAGGUGUUCCAGAAAGAGUCAAAUGUGGGUUUGGUGUUGAAGGAGCACCUCAGGAUCAGGAGGCACCUACGCAUCAUAAGCCAUCGCUUCCGUGCCUUCAUCCUCUACACCCUCACCCUCGUCACGGCGAGUUUAUUUGCUUGCCUCCUCGUCACCACCCGUGCCCACGCCAAUGUCACCAUCCUCAAGUCUGGAGAACUCGCGAUGUGCUCCAUCACGCUGGUGACGGGGCUCUUCAUAUGCCUGCGCAGCGCCAUCAAGAUCACGCAUAAGGCACAAUCUAUCAAGUGUCUUGCCGCCUUGUGGCACGUAUUCGCUACAAUCGACUUCUUCGAUGGUACCGACAGCCACACACCGACGUCUCAGACCCCUACAUACAGCAAGAUAUUCCCGUCCGACGGUAAUGAUGAACUGGACGAUGAAGAAGAGGAUAAUGACGGCGAUGAUGAUCUGGAUAACAUCAAUAUCAUAGUUCCAGCUUAUGCUCACACCAUCUCCUUCCAAAAGAGACAAGCUCUUGUAACGUAUUUUGAGAACAACGGAGCGGGGAUUACGGUUUACGGGUUCCUUCUGGAUCGGACUUUUCUCCACACAAUUGUUAUGGUCGAGAUGUCUCUCGUGCUCUGGAUACUAGGCAAGACUAUUGGCAUUUCUUAAUUAAUUUCAUUUUUCUUUUAGGAAAA